UAUAUGUCAUUUGGUGAGAGCAUAAGCAUUCAAAAGCUCAAAAAAACACUUAGUGAAAUCAAAAUGCCUGUGAGAAUCCCUCGUAUAAUACCCAAGCCGGAUCAAAAGUCCUACCCUGAGAGUGAAAAUGCCAUAAUGAAGAAAAUAAUGGAUUCGUUAAAAGAAGCAGACGCAAACAAUGACGGUCGUUUCAACAAGGAUGAACUCAAGCAUGCCCUCAAAGACUUAGGUGCCUACUUCCCUGUUUGGAGAACAGACCGUGCUUUUGAUAGAGUCGAUGUCAACAAAGACGGUCAUAUCAGCGGCGAUGAAAUCGAUUCUCUCCUCGAAUAUCUUCGCUCUCGCGGCUAUGGAAAAUAAGUCAUCUAUUUCAUCCAAUAACCAACCACCCCAUAUAUAUAUAUUCUUAAUUGUAUGCGUGGUGAUAUUAAUGUGUGUUCUGCAAAAUAUAGUUUGUGAAAUAACAUCCAUGUCUUCACAACUAAGGUUGAAGAUGGAUUCAUGAUUUAUAGCUAUAACUUUGUUUUUCAAGUUUCUAAAUCAGAGUUUCUUCCUCAAAUAAUCAUGUUACUGAGUUGUUUGGAUGGAUCACAGUUUCUUGGUAUAAAGAAACCAAUACUGAGUGAGCCAGAUACACUAUAUAUGCAUGAAGUCUUGUAAUAUAUGUGUGUGGAAGUUUUUUUUUUUUUUUUCCUUC
This is a messenger RNA of Vigna unguiculata (cowpea), 697 nucleotides long. Its product is annotated as calmodulin-like protein 5. NCBI's taxonomy places the organism in Eukaryota, Viridiplantae, Streptophyta, Magnoliopsida, Fabales, Fabaceae. Gene Ontology annotation, molecular function: calcium ion binding. The record is from RefSeq and is a predicted model, not a curated record.